Drosophila eugracilis is the source of this 2261-nucleotide messenger RNA. RefSeq names its product proton-associated sugar transporter A-like. Gene Ontology annotation, cellular component: membrane. The record is from RefSeq and is a predicted model, not a curated record. The coding region runs from base 96 to 2261 and encodes 721 amino acids. Gene Ontology annotation, molecular function: sucrose:proton symporter activity. The transcript is spliced from 8 exons. NCBI's taxonomy places the organism in Eukaryota, Metazoa, Arthropoda, Insecta, Diptera, Drosophilidae.
UGCAUUAGGUUGGGUGGCACAUACUCAAAACUAAAAAUGUUAAUUCUUACUAGUUUUAAAUAAAACAUACUCGAAAACUAUAUUUUAUUUUAAAAAUGGAAAAACUACAUGACUAUCAGGGAAUAGCAGGCCGAUAUCAUCAACUAAGGGAUAAUAUUAAAGAAAAAUACGAAGAGUUUCAAAACAACUAUUCAACAAAUUUGGUUUCAACAGUUAAAAGUCAACUUAAAGGAAACGAAAGUGCCAAUAAAGAUUAUUCUCAUGUUUUUAGAGCGAAGACAAGAACGGAAUUAAUUCGAGUUUCUGCUGCUGUCAUGGGUAUCGAAUUUUCAUACGCAGCCGAAACAGCGUUUGUCUCUCCCACACUUUUGAAAAUUGGAGUUGAGCAUCAGCAUAUGACGUUGGUGUGGGCGUUGUCUCCUUUAGUUGGAUUUUUUCUAUGUCCAGUUAUGGGUUCUUUAUCUGAUCGCUGCAAGCUGAAUAUUGGACGUCGACGACCAUUUAUUCUUCUAUUGUCAAUUGGAGUAGUUAUCGGUUUGCUUUUGGUUCCAAACGGCGAAACAUUAGGAUAUUGCUUCGGAGAUGGAAAUGCAUUUUCGGAAGAUGCUUUUACUAAAAUCGACAGUUCAAAAAAUAUAACAUAUAUUCAUGAUUCGUCAUCGAAGUCUUCCCAUUCCUGGGGAAUAUUUUUCACUGUAUUGGGGACUGUUCUUCUCGACUUUGACGCUGAUGCAUGUCAAAGUCCGGCACGAGCUUAUUUGUUAGACGUAUGCGUACCAAAAGAUCAUGCAAGAGGCCUGUCGACAUUUACUAUAAUGGCUGGCUUAGGAGGAUUUUUUGGGUAUUCGAUGGGAGGCUUAAACUGGGACGAAACAGAAAUCGGACGGAGAUUGGGUGGACACGUAAAGGCCGUCUUCUCAAUAAUAACGAUUAUUUUUGUUACAUGUGUGACAUUAACACUAACAAGUUUUUCGGAAAUUCCUCUUUGGGUUCUAGCAGACUCAAGUCAAUGCGGCGGCGAAAAGUUAAAAGCAAUAUUAAAAUCAUACGGUGCCUGUGAAGGCGAUAAUGACAAAAAUCAAAUUGAGGAAGGAAAUAAACAGGUACCAACUGAAGAUCAAAAAACAAACAUCUCCAUAUCCUGCGAUAUUUAUGAUGAAACUAAUUUUACCGAAAAUUCUGACAUUAUAAACGAUAGUACAGGUGCACAAAGUGACGAAUUAGUGCAUAACCAAGUUCCAUUGGAAGUUGAAUCCCUGCGUCAUUAUUUGCUUUCCAUUGUGUACAUGCCACUGUCUUUAAGGAUGAUUUGCGUGACCAAUCUUUUUUGCUGGAUGGCACACGUUUGCUACUCACUAUAUUUUACAGAUUUUGUGGGCGAAGCUGUUUUUAAAGGCGAUCCUAAGGCAACCGUGGGAUCUAUACCUCAGCUCCGGUAUGAAGAAGGUGUUCGAUUUGGAUGCUGGGGUAUGGCAAUGUACUCUCUGUCAUGCUCCUGUUACUCACUUAUUAUUGAAAAACUUAUUCAGCGUUUUAGGGCUAAGCCUGUUUACGUUGGAGGACUUCUUUUCUAUAGCAUUGGAAUGGCCUUAAUGGCUUUAACUCGAGCAAAGCUGAGUGUAUUAGUUUUCAGUUGGACGGCGGGGAUUAUGUACUCUACGCUCUUUACAAUGCCCUAUCUACUGGUUGCUCACUAUCAUAAUGUUUCCACAAAAGAGUUUGCAAACAUACUGGAAGUAAAAGCCACGAAGCGACUCAUUUACAUAAAGAAGAAAGCUGAAGGAGUGACAUUCAUAGCCAUGAUUGAUUCGGGAUGUGACUUGUGUUGGCUGAGAGAGGACGUUUUCAGAAGUUAUGACGGCUUGAAGUUAAAGCCAGUAGUUAAGCACCUGAGAGGUAUCGGCAAGGGCGAACUUGUGCCCGUAGGAUGUUUCGACGUUGAUCUUGAAGCUGAUGGUGUAUGCUUCUCGGUAACUGUCCAUGUCGCCAAACAGAACGAACUCGAGUUCCCUGCAAUUCUGGGAAACGAUGUGCUACUGUUGCAGGGAUCGAAAAUAUUCACAACCCUGGACAUGAUGAACGGUUUCUUUCAUGUGCCGAUUGACGAAGAAUCCAGGAAGUUCACAGCUUUCGUGACGCAUAACGGGCAGUACGAAUUUACUCAUGUACCGUUCGGUAUCUCAAAUUCUCCUGCUGUUUUCUGUCGAAAUGUCACGGCUACUUUGAGGGAUCUUAUUCAAGCACAAACGACCGUGGUCUAA